Molecule: messenger RNA, 452 nt
Organism: Fulmarus glacialis (Northern fulmar)
Lineage: Eukaryota; Metazoa; Chordata; Aves; Procellariiformes; Procellariidae
Product: 17-beta-hydroxysteroid dehydrogenase type 6-like
Exons: 3
Source: RefSeq, a predicted model, not a curated record
GUCUCUGGGGACUGGUGAACAAUGCGGGGACCGCCAUCCCCAGUGGUCCUAACGAGUGGCUGAACAAGGACGCAUUCAUGCGCAACUUCGGGGUGAAGGUCUGUGUGAUCGAGCCAGGCUACUUCAAGACAAUGAUCACCAACGUCGAGAACCUGGAGAAGCAUUUUCUUUCCACCUGGGAGAAGCUCCCGGAGGAAACCAAAGCAAGUUAUGGGGAGAAUUACUUGAAGGAGUUUUUGGUGACACUCAGGAAGAUGCAGAAGAGAUGCAACUCCAACCUGACGCUGGUCACAAACUGCAUGGAGCACGCGCUGACCAGCCGCUUCCCACGCACCCGCUACUCUGCGGGCUGGGACGCCAAGCUGCUCUACAUCCCCCUCAGCUACCUGCCGUCAGCCCUCACGGAUGUCAUACUGUCCUGGUCCCACCCCAAACCUGCCUGGAAAGCCUAA